GAAUGCAUGUGUACGACGCGCGUCCAGUGGUAGAUUUUAAAUAUCGCCACAAUUAUAAAUAUAAACAAUGGAUUCUACAUUAAGUUUUGCUGGCCAAAGCAAUAAAUGGAAUACAGCAGAUGACGCUGCUCCAGUUGCAAAAGCCAUUGAAGAACAUCCAAACUUGGUGACACUUGACUUGGAGAACAACACCUUGGGUCCUGAUGCUGCUAAAGUCAUUGGAGAUGCCCUGGCUAAACACCCUGAGUUUAAACGAGCCCACUUUAAAGAUCUCUUCACUGGAAGACUCAAGACUGAAAUACCUCUUGCCCUGAAACAUCUUUUCUCGGGAAUAAAUCGAGCCAAUGCACAGCUGGUUGAGCUGGACCUGAGUGACAAUGCUCUUGGCCCCGUGGGUGUGGAGGGCAUGGUUGACUUCAUGUCGUCACGUUCAUGCUAUACUUUAGAGGAAUUACGCCUGAAUAACAAUGGUCUUGGGAUCACAGGCGGGACGAUGCUAGCCAAGUCCCUGGAGAAGUUAAUUGACAACAGCACCAGGGAUGGCAGGCCAUGGAAGCUCAAGGUGUUUAUUGCUGGCAGAAACCGUCUCGAGAAAGUGGGUGCCAAAAUAUAUGCUGGAAUAUUCCGACGUCUGGGCUCCCUGGAGGAGGUGGCCAUGCCUCAGAAUGGCAUCUUUCAUGAAGGCAUCGCUGCCCUCGCUGAAGCUCUGAGCCACAACCCCAACUUGCGGGUCCUCAACCUCAAUGACAACACGUUUACGAAGAAAGGUGGCGUGGCGAUGGCCAAGUAUUUGCCCAAGAUGCAAGCCUUGGAAGUGAUCAACUUCGGCGACUGCUUGUUGAAGACCUCGGGCGCGAGCGCUCUUGCUGUAGCCCUCAUGCCUGGGCAUAUGAAACUCAAGGAGCUGUACUUGGAUGGUAACGAACUGACGGCUGAAGGUGGCCUGUCCGUCGUAGAGGCUGUGCAGAACAAACCAAACCUUACCAAACUUAUGAUGGAUGACAACAUGUUUGGCGAACGUGGCCAAGAAAUGAUCGAAAAUUUCCUAAGAGACGUUGGGAAGCUGGACGCUUGGGUUCCUUUGGAGAACAAUGCACCUACUGACUCUGAAGAGGAACAAGAUGACGAUGAAGAUGAGGAUGACAAUGAAGAUGAUGAAAGUGAGUCUAGUGAAGAAGAUAGUGAAGAGGAGAAGGUUGCAGCGGCAGACGAAAGUGACUCAGAUGGCUCUGAUGUUGAGGUUGUGUCUGAGGUGCUGGUGAAGCCUGCAAGCAAAACAGCGGAGCCCCUCGACUCCAGUUUUAUUGUUGGGCCAAUAAGCCCUGUGGAGGGCACUGCAGCGGAGUACGUGUGUUCCCCCACGGCCGCUCGUCUCCUGGGCUUGCCUGUGUCACAGCUGACCACCGAGGCGCUGACAGCGGCUGCCACUGCUGACUGCACUACGCCUGACCAGGAGAUCAGCAGCCUUGUGCGGCUCCUAGUGCAGUCAGCUGCUUUGUCUCACACUGACGAUAAACAGCUGCUGGCUGCAACGGCGUCCGUGGUGCAGACGCUCGGCAAGGCGAUUUUCUCUCGUGCAAACCAACAUCUUCUGGUGUCCUUCACGACCAACACGCUACUCGUCUACCUGGGGCUAAUUAAGUGUGAGGAUAAGAACUUUUCGGUGACGUGGGAGCAGCGCGGAGUUUUGAAGAGCCUGGCUGUGCUCGUCAAGGAGACAUACUUCCCCCAGGACGCUAAGAACACGCUGCAGUAUUUUAUCUCCAGGCCCAGCCAGCGACUGGACGAACUCCCUGAUGAACGGGACAAGCUACUGCAGGCGCUGGCCAGCUGAUCAUCGGGGCUGACGUGACAUCUUUUACUUGAUACCUUCCUUUAAUUCUUAAUCGGCAUUUAUGCUUGCUUACAUAUUUUAACCAAGAUCAAUCAAUCAUAACCCUCGAUCGUAAAAUCGUCUCUCUCGUUCUGGCAUGGAAUUUUAUCAAAUUAUACAUUUACAACCUAUUUUUCUCUGCAAUUUUAUGUAUAAGCUUGCACCGAAAAUAGUGCCCUACUCCAAGUAUUUAUUUUGAUAUGGAGUUUCUUGAGUACAACUUUUCGUUCACGCGCCCUGCGCACUUAGGCUCACAUCAAAAUAGCUUCCACGCUUGAAUCUUCUUAUCUAAAGCUUCAAAAUUCGUGUUCGAAAACAAUUCGUGAUUUAAUACUUUCUGCUAACAUGCUUUGUAAAGCAAAAUAGAUUUUGUGUAGACUGCUGUUUCUUUAUCUCGAAUGUUCGAUGGUUUUACUCCUCAUGUAUUCUGACAAUUUCUAUUAUUUUCAACAUUUUUGUAUUAUUUUCAUAUGCCUUCCAUGUAAAUGUAAUUAUUGGAGAAUCAUUACAUUAUUGAAGAUCGUG
Messenger RNA from Hyalella azteca, 2398 nucleotides. RefSeq names its product ran GTPase-activating protein 1 (gene RanGAP). Gene Ontology annotation, biological process: nucleocytoplasmic transport; activation of GTPase activity; signal transduction. The record is from RefSeq and is a predicted model, not a curated record. Gene Ontology annotation, cellular component: nucleus; cytosol; perinuclear region of cytoplasm. Gene Ontology annotation, molecular function: small GTPase binding; GTPase activator activity. NCBI's taxonomy places the organism in Eukaryota, Metazoa, Arthropoda, Malacostraca, Amphipoda, Hyalellidae. The coding region runs from base 68 to 1834 and encodes 588 amino acids. The transcript has 12 exons.